GAUAUUCAAAUACCGCGAGAUCGAUUCGUAAACGUUACUUUUGCUUCGCUCUCGCGGUGCUGUGACGACAUUUGCCGAUCGGUCUGCGCUGCGUCGCACGCAACCACUGAACAAAACACACCAGGCGCGCGUUUAGCCCGACUGUCAGUUACCAUGGCAGCUCAUAUUGCCCUUACACUGAAUUAUACUAGAUUUAAAUCGUUAACGUCAUAUUUCCAUCACUGCCAACGAUCAAAGCGAUGGAUUAACCUGAAAACAGGCAGCCGGCGAAGCUCUUUUUGUCACUCACUCGUAAGACAUGUUGCCACUGUGGUCUCAGGAACAGAACUCGCCCGUCAGAUCCAUAAAGAAAUCCAGACUGAUGUAGCAAAGCUACUGGCCCAAGGCAACAGAAGACCUCAUCUCAGUGUUAUUCUGGUGGGUGAUGAUCAUGCCAGCCACACUUAUGUGAGAAACAAAACCAGAACAGCUUCACUAAUUGGCAUGUCAAGCAGCACAAUCUUCAGACCAUCAUCUGUAUCUCAGGAAGACCUGCUGGAACUCAUCGAUAGACUGAAUAAGGACAGGAACAUCAGUGGGUUACUGGUUCAACUGCCUCUUCCAGGCCACAUAAACGAGAGGGCCAUAUGCAACGCUGUUGCCCCAGAGAAAGAUGUGGAUGGAUUCCACAUUGUAAACAUUGGGAAACUCUGCUUGGACCAGAAAUGUAUGAUACCAGCCACAGCAGCAGCUGUGUGGGAAAUCAUCAGAAGAACAGGCUUUGAAACAGCAGGAAAAAAUGUGCUUGUAAUCGGACGUUCCAAGAAUGUAGGAAUGCCUAUUGCAAUGCUGCUACAUUCAGACCGAACACAUGAACGACCAGGAGGUGAUGCUACAGUUAUCAUGGCUCAUAGAUGUACUCCUUUACUACGACUAAAGGAACUUGGCAAUCUGGCUGACAUAGUGAUCGCAGCUGCAGGUGUGCCUCACUUAAUAACAGCAGACAUGGUAAAAGAGGGAGCUAUGGUUAUCGAUGUUGGCAUCAAUCGUGUCCAGGACGCUGUCACUGGUAAACUUCGUCUGAUUGGAGAUGUGGACUUCGAAGCAGUGAAAGAGAAGGCUGGAUUUAUCACUCCUGUGCCUGGUGGAGUCGGCCCAAUGACCAUCGCCAUGGUGAUGAAAAACACAGUCACCGCAGCCAAAAAUGCCCCGACAUACUGAACGAGCAGGAAGACACUACCAUUAAAGGCAUUUGGGAAGAAAGCAUAUUUUUUUAAGCCAUGUCAUGAUCUGGAUUUACUUAAUUGGCACUUUUUUUGUUCAUAUCCUUGUUAUACAUGCAAGCCCCUGCAAGCUUCCUCUAUAACACCCUUCCCUGCCCGUCGGCAGGCUGUUACAGCCCUUUUCUAGCAUGGCAGCCAUGCAUGUCUGUGACGGCAACUACACCCUUGUUCUUGUCUUACCUCUGUAAUAACGAUUAAGAUGAUGCAUCCUCACAGAUACUGAACUGUUGCCUUUGUUCCCCGCAGGUGUUAUUUUGUCAGAACUGUGAAAAUAGGGGUUUUACUGUUAAGUGUAAUAUUACGUGCUUCCUUGACAAUGCAAUGCAUGACAGAGGACGGAAGUCUUCUGAAAUUUCGGUGGGACUUACAAGAGUGCUUAACUGGUGGCAUCAUUGAGGUUAAUUGAAGGUUAUUAGAUUUGUGACAGACAAAGCUGUUAGACGCUCACAUUAAAAGGAGGCAGCAAAAGACAGUUUGAAGGUUUAAUACAUUUUCUCAGGACAAUUUUCUUGAAAGCGUCAUUUAAAUUCCAAACAACAAGAUGGGACUACUGUAUUUAUUUAUAUAUUUAUUUAUUUAUCUACCAUAUGUGUUUAUAUUUAUUCUGAAAUGUGUGCUGUUUUUUUAUAUAGCAUAUAUAUACGAUUUCCAUCGGUAUAAAAUGAUUUGAAAUGAUUUAUGUUUUUUAUUUCCCCAUUCAUAUAAUUUCUUCCUAACUAAUAAAAAGCCUUUGAAAAAGGUUGAUGAAUAUCGGAAGCUUCAUUUAUUCGGAUUACUAUUACCUUAAAUGUCAAAUACUUUUAGAAUCAUUAACAUAAAAAAAUUAUGGGUUAUUUUGAACUCAGUAUUGUAUCCAAAAGGGCCCAGAAAAUGGUUUAUAUUUUAUACACAAUGGGUUAAAACAACCCAGAAUUUUGGAUUCAUUUACAGUUGAGUUCAACCCUUUAUGACGCAGGCUGGGCUGAAAAUAACCCAACAUUUUUUUAGGG
Molecule: messenger RNA, 2251 nt
Organism: Triplophysa dalaica
Lineage: Eukaryota; Metazoa; Chordata; Actinopteri; Cypriniformes; Nemacheilidae
Gene: mthfd2l
Product: methylenetetrahydrofolate dehydrogenase (NADP+ dependent) 2 like
Exons: 8
Coding region: 154-1200 (348 amino acids)
Biological process (GO): tetrahydrofolate interconversion
Cellular component (GO): mitochondrion
Molecular function (GO): methenyltetrahydrofolate cyclohydrolase activity; methylenetetrahydrofolate dehydrogenase (NAD+) activity; methylenetetrahydrofolate dehydrogenase (NADP+) activity
Source: RefSeq, a predicted model, not a curated record